Molecule: messenger RNA, 1702 nt
Organism: Amoebophrya sp. A25
Lineage: Eukaryota; Dinophyceae; Syndiniales; Amoebophryaceae
Source: the annotation of a GenBank genome assembly
CAGAAAUUUUCAUCAAUGCUCGCGAUCGCGAACAUUAUAAUAAGGAUAAAUAAAGAUCUUCUUCACAGUUCUUGUACUUCCUAAGUUGUAGUCAACUUCUUCUAGAUACGAAUACAAGAAGUACAAUAUUAUAUCGUUUCAAGAGCAACAAAAUGGCAUACAACAACCAAGGGGACAAUGUCGAAUAUGCUGAGGUGCAGCAUACAAACAAGAGGGCAAUGUUCACGCAGCAAGCGGUCCACCGGAAGCGGAUACAAUCGCUGCGACGCAACUUUUGACCAACGGCCAUCAUCAUCGGUUGUUAAUAGGAGCACUUCUAACAACCGAUGAUGAUGGCCGUUCAACCGCAGAUCGCGAUGAUCCAACCGGACAAGGCUGACGUGAAGAGCAAGCGCUUUUGGACUUGGGUAGAUGAAGAUGAAUCACGGAGAGCGCUAACUCUGGAGGGAAGCUUCUACUUCUAUUUCAUCUUCUUCGAGCUGCUCACGUUCGUCCUUUUGGCUAACACGACGCACAGUCUCGAAGGUCUCGCGCUCUUUUUGGGAGCCGGUAUGCUUUCGUACCUGAGCCCAAGUACUGGCCGUGCCGGGGAACAAGCUAAUAACCCCCCAUUGGAACAUCAGGGCGCCUCAGUCUUCUUUUCUUUCACGAUUUUAUUGGUCGGUUUUUUUCAUGAGAGAAAGAAUGAUACUAUUCACGAGAAAGCCAAGCACAAGAAAACCAAGUUCUUGAUGCGCAUAAUUUUUGAUUAAACCAGCUGAAACUCUCACCAGCUGAACAGUUCUUACUCAUUCUUUUUACGAAGUUGCCUCAUAAAUGAGGCGUCCUUCUCUCUCUUGGAAAGUUGUUUUUCCUUACGUAAACCAAGUUCUUGAUGCUUCUGCCCGUAGCCGGGCAUUUCUCAUUUCAAAGAUCGGCACUUUUUGCAUAGAUCGACAGUAGCGCUCUUACCGAUUGCGAUGGAUUUUUUUAAUAGUAUCAUUUUUUCUUUCACUGGCUUGGUUCUUGCUUCCCUAGUUUGUAGUUACGUCUGCUUCACCGCAAAUUUAAUUACUCAUGUUGAGCAUUUUGUCGUAAUCCCCUUCCCUCAAAAUACAAAUCCUAUUCAUCCCAUGCAUAAUAUCCUAAUGAGAAAACAAUGAACUAGACGCGCAACAGAAUGCCUACAACACAGCAACGAACUUAGUCUUGGGCUUGACCACAAUAAGUUCUAAGACCAACAAAAAGUAGGCGCAGACGCAGAGAAUUCAACAUACCAACUUCUUACCGAUAAACUGACGAGGGCGUGUAGAUGUAGAACUAGAAGAGUGUUGUACUACUCCUUGAUCAUUAGUAUAGCAUAGAAGAAAUUGAUGAAAACAUCAAGCGGAGCAGGAGGUGACGUAAUAACUUCUUUAGCUCUUGAUAGAUGUAAUUGAUAGCUACUAAUGAACCAACCAACAAAAUUUGUAUAUUUUCGAGGCCAUUUUCCCUCGAGUGAUGUGCCCCUCCUGGGGGCCUCACAACGAGAAUUCAUCAACAUGUUGCACUUGAAAUGCUAGAUUAUACCAGGAGGUCAUGGAUGAGGACUACAAACAUGAUUUUCAAACCGGCGGGAAGAAGAUGACUUCUUCUAGUACUGAUGAUGAUAAUGAUGGACUUCUGUUGCUUAGGAGGACUACCUCGACGCCUAGCCACGUAGUCUCUGAGACGCCACGACGAU